Wallemia mellicola CBS 633.66 is the source of this 2567-nucleotide messenger RNA. RefSeq lists its product as hypothetical. The record is from RefSeq and is a predicted model, not a curated record. The coding region runs from base 1 to 1215 and encodes 404 amino acids. The transcript has 6 exons. NCBI's taxonomy places the organism in Eukaryota, Fungi, Basidiomycota, Wallemiomycetes, Wallemiales, Wallemiaceae.
AUGAGGUUCUUAACAAUCCUUUUUCUUCCGAGUGUAGCGUUUGCAAGUCGUAUUAACCUUAAAGCUGCUUCAACCAACGCAGAAUUUGAUAUGCUGCUCAAAGAUUCAAACUUGGACCAAUGUUACCAGAAUCAAUGUGGGCCAAUACGUGAAAAGUUACAAAAUGAUUGUUAUAAAAUCAUCAAAGGCAAGCAGCCCAACUCAAUCGAUAUAGAUACUGCAUUUAAGUACAGCAACUGUGUGUGUCAAUCAAUUGACUACAUUCAUGACCAUCUCGACUGUGCGGAUUGUAUGAAUAGUGCAGGUGUUGGUGCUGAAAAGAACUUAACGGGAAAACUUGAGCAAAUGUGUGUCGAUGUAGAUGCAGAUCCAGAAAACACAGAGGAAGACAAAUCAUCAAGUGUUGCCAACGUUUUUCCAGUUACACUCUUAGCAUCUUUCUUUGCAGCAUUCGCAGCUUCUUUAGGUACUCAGCAUUCGUUAAUGAUCAGACAAGCAAGUGUUUCAGCCCAAGAGCUAAUCGACAACCCACAAUUAGAGACAUGCUAUGAGAAUCAAUGUGCACCUAUUCGUGAAAAAUUACAAAGUGAUUGUCUCAGUAUUUUAGAAAACUCAGAUCCAGACAAUAUGGAUGAAAAAUCUUCCUUAGAAUACAGUACCUGUAUUUGUGAUAGCUUUGACUAUGUCCAGCAGAAUUCUGAUUGUGAUAGUUGCAUUCGGGAGAAUGAUGGCGGAACAACAGAUGAAGUUGGCCACUUUUGCACAGGUAUCCGUUCACUUUCUGACGAUGAAGAUGUCUCAUCGAGUAUUUCAAACAUUCCUCCAGCUAAAUUUGUAGCUUCUUCUUCGGCAUUUGCAGCUUCUAUUGGUUCACAAAAGCCUAUUCUAGCCAGAUAUAGCUAUCAAGACAUUGGAUCAUUGCUCAAACAACCUGGUGUUUCGCACUGUGCCGAGAAUCAGUGUAAACCAGUGGACGACAAAAUACAAAAUGAGUGUUCAAAGAUUGUUGGGGACUUCGAAGCACCCGAAAAUAUAGACAGAGAACUUGCGCUAAAAUACUCGUUCUGUGUUUGUGAUGCUCUCGCUUAUGCUAGAGCAGACUCACCAUGUGGUGUUUGCCUCGAUGAGGGUAUUGAAGAUACUACUGAUGAGAUCGAAACAUUCUGCAAGCCGUCCUUUGAAAAUCCAGAGCUUGGCAAUGAGUAUCGAGAUUAAGUAGGUAUGACGAUGGUACGAUAAGGACAAAAAACGUUUUUAUCAAACAUUGUUAUAUUUUUACUUUUGUCACUUGAUAGUAUACUAACUGACGAUGUAUUAUCAUUCUUCCUUUAACGACUUUGAUGAAUGUUGCAUAAUUAUAGUGCCGUAAAUCAUUGGAUUACAUUGAUGCGCCAAUUAUCUGUUUGUCGAAUAAGUCUUGUAGAUUUAUACUAAGUUCUACUAUCUUAUUUGCAGCUUCACUUGACUCCCAGACAAUGUUAUUAGCUAGACAUGUAGAUCCAUAUUAUAAGGAUUCGAUCAAAAGUCUAUUAUUGGAAGGCUACACUUUAACAUUCACUGAGAAAAUACGGGACAUCCAACUUAUCAUCACAAUUCAUCCAGAGUCAUGAACUUCCAAUUUCCUUUUAGAGAUGAUGACAUGUAGAUCUUUCAGAAAAGUUUCAAGUAACAAUCUUAAAGUAUGUUUGAUAAAAUAUUAUAGUGCCGUUAAUAAAUUAGUUUCCUAACUUUUGCUGAUUUGGAAAACAUGUCAAGUUGUCUAGAUGAAAAUGUUCAGCUUUUGCUCCUGAUAAAUCUAAUUGUAUUUGGUAUAAUAUUGUUGACAAUACUGUGUAUUUUUUAACCUAGUCAACUUUUUCGGACUCUCAACAGCAACUAUCCGGAGCAUUUCACGACAACAAACGAUCUAGCAGUGGGUACUAUUCGUGGCUUUCAACACGCAUUGGCUUGGUUGGAACUAUCUUGAAGAUGGCAGCAUCGUCAGACUUGUGCAAUUUGGGUGAAGCUUCGAGAGUCCCCCCGUGCAUCUGUCGACCUUGUCAACCAAUUGUUAAAGAUUUACAAGCAAUUUGGUCAUAGCGCUUAGUAUUGUUGCGCGUUUAACUGUGAAUCAUCCUCGAAACAAUAUUAUUACGGCAUUUUAAAUCAAUCGGAAGUUAUCACUGAGCGUCGACUGGUUGUCGAAGAUAAAACACGCUUGAUGAAUCUCCUGCCAUGGAAUAUUCUAAUUUCCUUGUGGAAUAAUCAAGUAUGUUUAUCGAGGUUGUUUUAAUAAUGACGGAAAGUCUUAGCACUCUAAUGUGAUGUACUAAAUAAAACACAAUAUCGAUGAUACCGACACUUUCUGUGUAUUUGAGCUAUAAAACCCCCAGGAUAGUGAAUUAUAGUGUACUUGACAAUAUUUCUACCAUGUAAUGUGACGUAAAUUACCUUUCAUAGAUAUCGUAAAUAUUUCACUUGCUGUAGCAAAUAGCGUCUACCUAUUGACACCUCCAGCAAUGUUAAAUUAUACAUCCGGAUAUAUACACCCACGAAUAAUAUAUCAAUUGCGCUUCCGUCCGUUAAAU